CCCACUUUUUUAAAUCACCACAGAAACACAAACGCACACACAGAGUCACAUCCUCCCAGCCUCAGGGACCUGCAGCCUCCACCGACGUCUUUGAAUCAUGGACGACACUUCGGACUUGGACAACCUGUUGGACAUAGAGUACCUCCUCGGCCUGUACAACCAGUCGGAGAACACCACGGACCCCGCCUACGUCGUCGAACACAGCGUCAAAUUCUGCUCCAAGUCCGACGUCAACAAGUUCGGCGCCCAGUUCGUCCCCGCCUUCUACUUCGCCACCUUCGUCUUGGGUUACCUCGGCAACGGCCUCGUGCUCGUCAUCCUCUUCAAGUACGAGGAGCUCCGGAACGUCACCAACAUUUUCCUCCUGAACCUCGUCCUGUCCAACCUGAUUUUCGCCUCCUCGCUGCCGUUCUGGGGCACGUACCACUUGUCCGAGUGGAUCUUCGGCGGGUUCAUGUGCAAAGUCGUCAGCAGCGCCUACCUGAUCGGCUACAACAGCUCCAUCCUCUUCCUCACCCUCAUGACCUUGGACCGUUACCUCGCCGUGGUCCACGCCAUCGCGGCCGCCAAGAAUCGCAAGAAGGCGUACGCCGUCGUGGCCUCCGUCGUCGUGUGGCUGGUCAGCGUCGCCGCCAGCAUGAAGGAGAUCGUCUUGCGCAACGUCACGGAAAACAAGCUGCACGGAAUUCUUUGCGAGGAGACCGGAUAUUCGCAGGAGGUCAUCGAGCGCGGGCGUCUCGUCAGUUUGUACCUGCAGUUCUCGGUGUUUUUCCUGAUCCCGCUGUGUUUGAUUUUGUUCUGUUACGUCAGCAUCACCGUCCGCAUCCUCGCCACGCGCAUGAAAGAAAAAUGCCACACGAUCAAGUUAAUCUUCGUCAUCAUUUUCACCUUCUUCGUCUUCUGGACGCCGUACAACAUCGUGUGUCUGCUGAGGGCGGUGCGGCUGUCGAGGGCGGACGACGGCUCGUGCGAGGACUGGGUCAGCCUGGACUACUCCCUGUACGUGACGCGGAACGUGGCGUACUUCUACUGCGGCAUCAGCCCCGUCUUCUACACGUUCGUGGGGAAAAAGUUCCAGAGUCACUUCAGGAGACUCGUGUGCAGACACGUGCCUUGUCUGAAGAGGCGUUUGAGUCUGAGCAGCCAAAGCUCCAGGACGACGUCGCAGAAAUACCCCGCGAGCACCAACCAGGCCAGCGUCUUCAGCCACGUGUGAGCCGCAGCCGGACUCAAAAGACUUGGACUCGAGACUUCGGACUUGACGUGAUAAAACGGACUAAGACUUGGGACUUAUCUUGGACUUGAAGGUCAGUGACUUGGGACUUGAGAAGACUUGACGCUUCUCCUAAAAAUAUAUAUCUGAUUGUAUAAAAUACUUGCGCCGCUGACUACGAGAGAAUGUUGUUGUUGUUUUUUUACAUCGGGCUUUUCCGCACGUGAGCAGUGGCUGGUCGACAAAAAGUCAGUGUGGUCGCUCGUUUGUUUUGUCAGUUUCGUUGAGUUUGUUUGUCAUGAGAAAAACGUGUCUUAUUUUGAAGUAGGUUUUUCAUUUAGUAGUUUUGACGUGACUUCAUCAUCUUCCUCUAAGGCGACGUUCAGACUGCACCUGAAGUGACCCAAAUCUGAUUUUUUGGCCCCUAUGUUCCUGUAUCUGAUCUUUUAAUGUCAGUCUGAACCACACAGAUCUGAUUUUUUUCAAAUAUGACCCAUGACACUUGGAUAUUUGCUCCUGAAACUGAUACAUAUCUGAUCUUUUGACAUGUGACUUCAGUCUGAACAGUCAGGUCACAUUCAUCCACCUACACGUUAUCAACAAGACACAAACGUCACUAUUCUGCGCUGAAGUAGGCGAAAAUUGUUAAUGAACUCUGUGUCACUGACAGUGUUGGGAAGUUUACUUUUAAAAUGUAUUCCCCUACAGAUUACAGAUUACAUACCCCAAAAUGUAGUUUGUAAUGUAAUCCAUUAAAUUACUUAAAGUGAGUAAUGUAAUCUGAAUACUUUGGAUUACUUGAUUUGCUGUAGAGAAGCAAAGACUUGGAUUUCUUCACAUAAAAUAUUUUUUUCUGCUAAAAGACAAUAAAAAGCCCAGACUUUAGUAUUGAUGGAAGAGGACGAGACACGUUCCGCAGGGCGUGGUUUAGUCCUGUUAAAUCCUGUUUUAGUCCUGGUUUAGACCUGGGUUCAGUCCUGGUUCAAUCCUGAUUUAGACCUGGUUUAGUUUCCGGCAAUGAGUGGAAUUACAAAAAAAAAAAAAGAAAGAAAAAAAAAAAGGGAAUAGCCCAAAAUGUGUAAAAAGGAAAAUGCCACCGUGUAAUCCAUUUAUUUCAACAAAGUAACUGUAAUCCAAUUACCACUCACUGAAACAGUAACUGUAACUGAAUACAGUUACUCAUAAUUUGUACUCUGAUUACUUAACACAUGUAAUCUGUUACUCCCCAACACUGUUAACAAAACACCACGACCAAAAACCUCGUCCUUCUCCUUCUCAAUCUCCUCCUUAAAACAAGUAAGUUGUUCAUGUUCUGGCUCCGGUACGAGAGGAACUUUAAAAUCUCCAGGUGCUCGAUGCUGCGUCCAUGUUUGGACAACUUCUGUAAACACAGAGACGCUCGCUGCGGUUGACGUCGUCGUGUCUCCAGUGUCACAUGUGGGACACUUUUGGACCGUUUACUGUUCACACUGGAGUCACACACGUCACAUUUAACUGGAAACGUGAACGACCUCGAAAAAACAUGGGAUUUCACAAAAAAAUCUGAAUUGAGCGUCAAGCCCUGCAGUCUGAACGUAGACUUAGUCACUGAAUCCUGAGGAUCAAAAAUGUUAUUUUGAAAAGUUAAAACUCACCGAUGACUGUGGAUGUUGUACGAACAUAACUGUGGACGAUGUUGAUGUUGUACGAACAUAACUGUGGACGAUGUUGAUGUUGUACGAACAUAACUGUGGACGAUGUUGAUGUUGUACGAACAUAACUGUGGACGAUGUUGAUGUUGUACGAACAUAACUGUGGACGAUGUUGAUGUUGUACGAACAUAACUGUGGACGAUGUUGAUGUUGUACGAACAUAACUGUGGACGAUG
Boleophthalmus pectinirostris (great blue-spotted mudskipper) is the source of this 3080-nucleotide messenger RNA. RefSeq names its product chemokine (C-C motif) receptor 12a (gene ccr12a). NCBI's taxonomy places the organism in Eukaryota, Metazoa, Chordata, Actinopteri, Gobiiformes, Gobiidae. Gene Ontology annotation, cellular component: membrane. Gene Ontology annotation, biological process: G protein-coupled receptor signaling pathway; chemotaxis; immune response. Bases 98 to 1216 code for a protein of 372 amino acids. The transcript is spliced from 2 exons. Gene Ontology annotation, molecular function: chemokine receptor activity. The record is from RefSeq and is a predicted model, not a curated record.